Aureobasidium pullulans EXF-150 is the source of this 2191-nucleotide messenger RNA. RefSeq lists its product as uncharacterized. The transcript has 2 exons. Lineage: Eukaryota; Fungi; Ascomycota; Dothideomycetes; Dothideales; Saccotheciaceae. Bases 343 to 2070 code for a protein of 575 amino acids. The record is from RefSeq and is a predicted model, not a curated record.
CGCAAGUCUCAGCCUUGAGAUUCUUAACCAAGUCCAGGAUCUGUGUUCACGUCCAGAACAACAUGCAACAGAGUUUUCUACACCCAUCAGCGAUGCUUCCAUGCGCUUUCAAUUGUGGGGCUGCAAUACUAACGCCUUCCAACAUGGUCAAGUAUCGCUCGAACAUCAAAUACGUGAAGCGCCAAGUUUGCAAAAAUCGUUCAGACAACGUCUUCGAAGCCUGAAAGAAGAUCUCACAGACUGUGAGUUCUGCACCGGCUUUCGAAUUCUGGUCCUGAAUAACUCAUAUUCCCAGUGGACGAUACAGUUGUAACUUAUACAUCAUCAUGCCGAGAAGAAAGUAUGGUGCUUGCAUUGGCGCAGGAUGCGCAUAUUGAGGUUCUUGAACUGCUCAAGGCCGUUGAAGAAGACAUUUCGUCACUGUUUAAACUUUCGUCGUUGGUAGAGAAAGUAACGUACCGUGACGACUACGCGAUAGCCGGAGCUGCAAUACAUGAUACGCAGAUCCUCCACAAGGAACUCGAGGUCCGUGACAUACAGGAUCAUUUUCCGCGAUUGAAAGGAUCGGUUUGGCUUUUGCAGCGGCUUGUACAGGCCAACAGCGCUCGACGCAAAUACUUGAGAUAUCGUGCAUUUCAUCACGAUCGGGUUUUGGUUUCGUCUCAGCACGUCUUGAAACAAGGGGAUGACAAUGAGGUGUCGAUGGAGGACAAGAUCCCGUCGAUACACCACUCUGAUCAAAUCUCUAUGGCUGACGUCAAUACUACUGGGUGGGGUUCACUGCAAGAGAAAGAUGAGGACGACCACAUGUCCCAAGCAUCUCGAGAUCAUUCUAUACCGGAGAUCUCCUUGAACCAGAUACCGACAGUGCAUACUCUCAAGGAACUUUGCCAAGACGGAGAAGUGUUCGUUUGCCCAUACUGCAAGGACAAACAGGCUAUGACGACGGAGGCUGCGUGGCGAAGUCAUAUGUUCAGCGACCUCAAAGCAUAUGUCUGUCUAGCAGAGGACUGUGAGCUGUACAUGUUCACUUCGAGUGAAGCAUGGAUGAGCCAUCAGCUCUCUGAGCAUCUUGUGGUCUGGAACUGUCCAAUCUGCGAUGAAACGCCUUUCUUCUCGGGAGAAUAUUUCCAAUCUCAUAUACGCUUUUGCCAUCCGGCUGAAUUCAGCGAAGAGCAACUCGAACAAUUGACAACUUCGUCAAAGCACAGCGCCGACAGUAUCAGAGCAUCAGAGUGUCCAUUUUGCGACUGGGCCAUAGCCUCGGGAGAUCUCGACAUAUGUACCUUCCAAUACGGGGAAGUCCACGUCACACCUGAACUAUUCCAACGUCAUGUCUGCUCGCACCUCGAACAACUUGCGCUCUCAGCUUCCUUGUGGACCGAAGAAGACGAUCGCAAGGAUCGAAUUGAAACCGGGUCUCGACAGGACCAUAUCGCCAUGAUUUUAGAUGGUUUCUCUGCGACCAUUCGUAACUUGAAAAAUACAGAUGCUGUGAAUGAAGCAUACACGGGUAUCAAUGAGGGGGACCCCUUUCCGCUCCAGCAGCGGUCUUGGGGUUUCGACGUGCAGUCCUAUAAUCCGCAUUAUGGCUUAGACGACAUGUCUUUCAGAACUCACAGCAGCACUACUUCCGGAACUCGUAACAGUAAUACUUCCAGAGCUGGCAGCAGCACCACCUCCAGAACUUACAGCAGCAAUACUUCACGAAGCUACAGCAGCAAUACUUCACGAACUUACAGCAGCAAUACCUCCAGCGCUGAAAGCGGUACCACUUCUUCUAGACCUUAUAGCAGCCUUGUUUUCCCACGCAAUCUUUCAGAGAGAUACAAUUACACAAACGAGCAACCUAUUCGGCACCAAGAAGUGGAUCUCAGCAAUCAGUGGACGGGCAUGUAUUGGGAAAUGGCGGAAGCAGAGAAACAGUUUCGCAGUAGAGUGAGUAACAUGAGGGCGGCGUUGGAGCUUCAAGGUCAGACCAGCGAGGAGGAAGAGGAACCGGCAACUUUGGUGGCACCUUCCAGGAGCAGAGAGUUUUCGGCGCACAGCUCAACCAAAGAUGCUUUGUAAAUCUGUGGCUAUAUGGGAAGAGCACAUGCGACAUCUUACACUGAUCUCUAGCAAAGAAAAUAGGAGAAGCAACAUUGGUAUAAGCAGUGAUUCCAUCCAUUUUGUACAACUAAAAUAUAUG